UUAUAUAUAUUGGCUGCAUGCAUACAUAUUUUUCAAAGCUAAAACCCAAUAUUGCUUUCAUUAGCCUUGACUUGUGUGAAAGUUGUUUAGGGUUUAGCAAAUAUAAAUCUAACUUUUGUGGAUCUGCUUAUACGUGAAUGCUGAUGGCCAUGACGAGAGGCGGGGUGGCAAAAUCGAAGAUGUUUAUGCUUAGGGAAGCUAAGCACGCGCAAGGAGAUCAUCGACGCCAUUUCAGUAGCAAGCUGAGGGGAGCUCCAGAAAACAUAUCAAGCAGAAUGGUUGAGAGUGAUAGUGAGGAUACUGACAUGAUGGAAAGUGAGACUGGCAGUAAUAGUUCAUCUUCAUGGAGGUGCAACUGGGUUCCACAUCCAAGAACAGGAAUAUACGUUCCGAAAGGGCAUGAAAAGGUCAUGGAUGAUGUGCCUAAGGGAGCUGCUUCUCUUAACCAGACCUUCUGGCUCAGGAACGUCGACGGAGUACUUGAGAAACCCGACCCGGAUACUCCUCCUGAGCAUUACUAUCACUACAAGCAUAUGUAAUGUGACAAAUGGAACGUGAAUCAAUUCAUUGUGAUCGCGAUCAUCGUUAAGGUAAUAAAAAUUAGUAUUAGGGUUAUUCUGAAUAAUAUAUGGCCACAUAUGCUGUGGCCAGAUGUAUAUAUAGAAGCAGUAGUAUAGGCUGUAUAGCAGUGUAAUUAUUAAGCUUGUGCCCCUUAGUAAUUUGGCUGCAUCAUGGUGUUAGUCAUUUGUAAUUAAGGUAUAUAUAAUACAUUAUAUAUAAAAUUAUGUUUACACAUA
Malus domestica (apple) is the source of this 797-nucleotide messenger RNA. The record is from RefSeq and is a predicted model, not a curated record. Lineage: Eukaryota; Viridiplantae; Streptophyta; Magnoliopsida; Rosales; Rosaceae.